UACAUGUAGUUGGUGCUCACUUUCUGUAUGCUCAACUGCUAAGUGGUCAGUAGGGACGAGAAAAAAGAGGGUAGCACAAUCAGACAUUCAGUAGCAAUCAUGAGCGGCGCAGGCGCAGGUCAUCAGUAUGAACCAUAUCCCGUCUCCUGGUACAAGCGCGAUGUCCUGCUCUUCGCGAACAGUAUUGGAUGCACAGUCGACGAACUCCACUUCCUCUACGAACUCCACCCUAGCUUCGCCGUCUUCCCUACCUACCCCAUAAUCCUACCCUUCAAGCACACAAGCCCCGAAGUCGUCGACUUCUACGCGGCACAGUCUUCGGCGCGAGAGAGCAUCCCUGGCGUUCCGAAGCUAGACAGCAAGCGCGUCGUCGACGGCGAGCGACACAUCCAGUUCUUCAAGCCUCUGCCCACAACAUCCGAGGGCAAGAGUUUCGAAGUAAGAGGCAAAGUCAUCGGUGUCUACGACAAGGGUAAGCCGGGGACAGUGGUGGAGACGCAGAACGAUCUUGUGGAUAAACAGACUGGGGAGUUGUAUACGCGUAUGACCGGCUCUGGCUUUUUCGUUGGGCAAGGGAAUUGGGGUGGACCGAAAGGACCGAAGUCGCAGAACUACCCACCGCCUGAGGGUAAGAAGCCCGAUGCUGUUUAUGAGCACCCCAUCAGCGCUGAGGCGGCCCACCUCUACCGCCUGAAUGGCGACUACAACCCUCUCCACGCGACACCAGAACCAGGCAAAGCAAUGGGCUUCGGCGGUGCGAUCAUGCACGGUUUGUACUCCUGGAACACCACUUGUCACGCUCUGGUCAAGCUGUUAGGUGGAAGCGACCCGGCGAAUAUCAAAGAGUAUGCGGCGAGAUUCGCUUCGCCAGUCAAGCCCGGUGACACACUGGUCACGGAGAUUUGGCGGACGGGGGAGAAGGACGGGGACGGGUGGGAAGAUGUCCGGUUUAUUACGUCGGUCAAGGGUGGAAAGGCGUGUUUGAGCAAUGGGCGAGCCAAGAUGAGGGUGGUUGGGCAGAAGCAGAGUAAGCUAUAGCUCAUGCCACCACCUUUGCAAACCAUUUUGCCGUCUGAAACUUCGCUGGCUAGCCGGCCGCACAUGUUCCGAAAAGCGUGGACCUACGGCUGAUAAUCGUCAACGUUCAUUGUCUCCCAACCACUGCCGCAGAUUGAGAUGCUGCUACGUCUUGUCGAUUGACUGCAUUGAUUAGGGCCACGUCAUAGAGCAUGCCUAUGAAACCGUUGGCGGUUGGGUGAGGCUCUGCAUUGCCGGUGACGGCCUUGGUCAAACACGAAACGGUGCAUGAAGCUGUCCGAGGCGUCGUUCUUGAAUGCGGGAUUAGCACGCUCAUCAUUC
Molecule: messenger RNA, 1359 nt
Organism: Baudoinia panamericana UAMH 10762
Lineage: Eukaryota; Fungi; Ascomycota; Dothideomycetes; Mycosphaerellales; Teratosphaeriaceae
Exons: 3
Coding region: 100-1038 (312 amino acids)
Cellular component (GO): peroxisome
Source: RefSeq, a predicted model, not a curated record